Callorhinchus milii (elephant shark) is the source of this 409-nucleotide messenger RNA. RefSeq names its product U7 snRNA-associated Sm-like protein LSm10. NCBI's taxonomy places the organism in Eukaryota, Metazoa, Chordata, Chondrichthyes, Chimaeriformes, Callorhinchidae. Gene Ontology annotation, molecular function: U7 snRNA binding; histone pre-mRNA DCP binding. Gene Ontology annotation, cellular component: nuclear body; cytoplasmic U snRNP body. The record is from RefSeq and is a predicted model, not a curated record. Bases 36 to 401 code for a protein of 121 amino acids. The transcript has a single exon. Gene Ontology annotation, biological process: mRNA 3'-end processing by stem-loop binding and cleavage.
GCGCUGUGUGAGUGUGAGUGUGAGAGAGGGACGGGAUGGAGGUCAGUCACUCCAUUAAGGAGCGCACUAUCGCCGAGAACAGUUUGCUGCUGCUGCUGCAGGGCCUCCACGGGCUGCCGACCACUGUGGAGCUGCGGGACGAGAGCCGCGCGCGGGGCCGAGUGCUCAACGUGGACGCCUUCAUGAACAUCCGCCUGGAGGCCGUGACCUACACCGACCGGCGCGGCGCCGCCUCCCGCCUGGACCAGCUCUUCAUCACCGGCAGGAACGUGCGCUACGUGCACAUCCCGGACCAGGUGGACAUCAUAGCCACCAUCGAGCGGCAGCUGCAGCAGAUCCACCGCGUCAGGAACUUCGGGGGCAGAGACCAGGGCCGGAGGGAGUUCCCGACAAGGAAGUGACCCCCCGA